Penicillium malachiteum is the source of this 1278-nucleotide messenger RNA. RefSeq names its product putative choline transport protein Ctr. The transcript has 4 exons. The record is from RefSeq and is a predicted model, not a curated record. Lineage: Eukaryota; Fungi; Ascomycota; Eurotiomycetes; Eurotiales; Aspergillaceae. Gene Ontology annotation, cellular component: membrane. Gene Ontology annotation, molecular function: transmembrane transporter activity. Gene Ontology annotation, biological process: transmembrane transport. The coding region runs from base 1 to 1278 and encodes 425 amino acids.
AUGCCGAAUGCCGCCGGCCAAUCCUUCUGGGCCAAAGAGUUGUCACCGAAAAAGUUUUCCCGGCUUGCUUCAUACAUCACUGGCUGGCUUGCCUGGACUGGUUCAAUCUUCGCUUCUUCCAGUGUCGCAUCGGGCGUUGCGUCAGCCUGUGUUGGAUGCUAUGCCAUGGCACAUCCUGAAUUGUAUGUGUGCCUCUUCAAAUACCCACAAACUACUCAUACUAAUUAUUGUUCAUAUAGCAACUGGAAGUCAUGUCAUACCUUAGUCGCCUACGAAGCAGCCAACAUAUUUUGCUUUUUCUUCAACGCAUACUGGCGAACCCUUUCAGUCAUCGGGCAUGCUUAUCUUUAUGUCAGUCUCGGCUCUUUUAUUGUCAUUCUUAUUGCAGUCCCUGCAAGAGCACAACCCCAUAAAUCGGCGGAGUUUGUUUUCGCGUCCUUUUCAAAUGAAACUGGAUGGAAAAGCGAUGUGCUUGCCUUCUUUGUCGGCCUCAUCAACACAAACUGGGGCUUUGGUUGCUUGGAUACAGCAGUACACCUCGCCGAAGAAAUCUCUCAGCCUGAACGGAUGAUUCCAAUUGCUAUCAUGGGUGUUAUUGUCAUCGGUUUUAUAACCUCAUUCUCAUUUAUCCUUGCUAUGCUCUUCAGUAUUCAGAUUUAUACCGCCUUCUUGGAUGCCUCAGUUCCAAGUCUUGAAUUAUUUCGCCAGGCUCUGGAUAACACCGCAGGUGCGACCGUCUUAGAAUCCUUGACUAUUGCGACCGGUCCAGGCUGCCUUAUCUCAUGUCACACUUGGGCUGCGCGUCUCUGUUGGUCUUUCUCGCGUAAUAAAGGAGUCCCAUUCUCUGAUGUUUGGGGUAAAAUCGUUCCAUCUCUGGAUACUCCACUUGCCGCUCAUAUCCUCAACACAACCAUCAUUGGGUUAGUUGGGUGCAUUUAUUUAGGCUCGGAGACUGCGUUCAACUCCAUGGUUACUGCUUGCAUUGAUCUUCAAUACUUGUCUUAUGUGCUUCCUGUGGUUGGAAUUCUCAUUCGAGGACGCAAUAAUAUCUCACAUGGCCCAUUUUGGCUUGGUACCUGGGGCUUGAUAUGCAACUGGGUGUGUCUGGCUUGGAUUGCCUUUACAACGGUGUUCUAUUCAUUCCCUUCGAUAAUGCCAGUGGAUGGUGGAAAUAUGAACUAUGUUUCUGUCAUUUAUGGAAUCGUCGGCUUCAUUAUUUUGGCUGACUGGGUCCUUCGAGCUCGGAAAACGUAUUUGACUAACAUUUGCCCUGCGUAA